AUGUUGUUUGAGAAUGGUUUGCGGUCAGAGAUCUAUGCAAAAGUAGCUGUUUUGGAGAUGAAGAUAUAUUCUGCAUUGGUAAGCAAGGCAUUACUAGCUGAAAGGGGAGUAGAAGAGGAAAAUAGAGCUGAGGAACAAAAGGCUAAGGAACCACAAAAGAAGAGACUUAGAGAGGAGAGACAAGUAGAGCAUCGUGGUGGUGGUAGCAAUCCUAGCAAGAAGCCUUACACCCAAGGUCAGAAGCAGAAUAAGGGCAAAAGUGGGGCUACCCAAGGUCAGACAUUCGGGAAUGAGACUCAGGAAAAGAAGUCAGCGGCUACCCAAGGACGGGUCUAUGCUCUCACUAGAAAGGAGGCUGAGGUUGCUCCAUCUGUGGUCCAAGGUACACUCCUUAUAUCAUCUGUACCUGCUAGAGUUUUAAUUGAUUCAGGAUCUACACAUUCUUUUGCUGCACCUAAGCUUCUACGUUGUUUCUCUAUUCCUUGUGAGCCUUUGGAUGCAUGUAUUGCUGUGUCUACUCCAUUAGGAGAAACAUUAGUGUUAGGGGAUGUUUGUAGAUCUUGUGAGAUAGAGUUAGAUGGUAGAAUUUUUCUAGUGGAUUUGAUUUCUUUAGAGAUGAAGGAUUUUGAUGUUAAGGUAGAACAUUAG
Molecule: messenger RNA, 648 nt
Organism: Camellia sinensis
Lineage: Eukaryota; Viridiplantae; Streptophyta; Magnoliopsida; Ericales; Theaceae
Source: RefSeq, a predicted model, not a curated record